CCGUUGAACCCGCGGCUCGCACUGCGCAGACGCGGUCAUUUCUAUCAAUCGCCGCCAGCCAAUGAGCUCUUGCUACGUCAGCUGGGUGCGGGGCAUGCCGGGAGCCCGGAAGUGACGUGAGAAGCUAGCGGCGUGAGAAAGACCCAGGCGGAACGAUGGCAUCGGGGGCUCCGGACGGAAAAUGGAAGGUUGUGAAGAAAGGGAAGAAAAGCGGCGAGAGGAAGGGAGGGGAACGGAAAGCCCUGUCCGAGAGCAACGUCCCCCCCGGGGGCCCCGUUCCCAUUAAGAUGGCCAACACUGUGUAUGAGAUGGGCUUUGAGAGAAUCAACAAGAAGCAGAACAAGGAGCAAGUCCCGCCCCCGAGCAGCGCCGCCGCCGAGCCGCCACAGAAAAAGCCGCAAACCAGCAACAAGAACGUGAGAAAGGCGCAGGGAGGGGACAGCGGCCCCAGGCAGGGCAAGUUCCACUCACUCGAGGAUGCACUCAAAGCACUGGACCUGGCAGAGCUGCAGAGAGAGCUGGAUAAGAGCCUGAACAUGUUCCCAGAAAACCCCUCCAUCUGGGUGAAGGACCUGGCGGGAUACCUGAACUACAAGCUGCAGACUGUGAAGAGAGAUGUGCUGAUCCAGCAGUCCCACGAUUACCCAUACUGCCUGGUGAAUAAGGAGCUGAAGGGGAUCAUUCGCUCGGUGCUGGCCAAGGCCCCCCGGGUGCUGGAUGUAAUGGUCGAUCACUGUAUCUUCUCCAUGUUACAGGAACUGGACAAACCCACUGGGGAGUCGCUGCACGGCUACCGGAUCUGCAUUCAGGCUGUUCUGCUGGACAAGCCCAAAACUGUAACCAGCAAUUUGCCAAAGUACCUGGAGCUGCUGAGAUCCCAUCUGAACCGACCAAUGAAAUGUCUCACUGUCAUGUGGGCCGUAGGGCAGGCCGGAUUCACGGAUCUCGCCGAGGGGCUGAAAGUGUGGCUGGGCCUGAUGUUCCCUGUGCUGGGAGUGAAGAACCUGAGCCCGUACGCCAUUCUGUACCUGGACCGGCUGCUGCUGGCGCACAGUAACCUGACCAAAGGCUUUGGGAUGAUUGGACCAAAAGAUUUCUUCCCUAUCCUGGACUUUGCCUUCAUGCCCAACAACUCCCUCACUCCCAGUCAGCAGGAGAACUUGCGCAGCCUGUACCCGAGGCUGAAGGUUUUGGCUUUUGGUGCCAACCCGGAGAGCACCCUGCACACCUACUUCCCUUCCUUCCUCUCCCGAGCCACCCCCAGCUGCCCUGCUGCAAUGAGAAAGGAGCUGAUCCAGAGCCUGAGCGACUGCCUGAAUAAGGACCCACUGAGCUUCAGUGUGUGGCGCCAGCUCUAUACCAAGCAUCUGGCCCAGUCCAGCCUCCUCCUGCAGCACCUGGUGGAGACCUGGGAUGGAAACUCCAGAUCGAUGAGGAAAUCUCUGCGGGAAACUGUUCAUUCCUUCAAAGUGACCAAUGGGGAAUUCUCUGGGAAAGGGACCAACUCUAAGGACCUGGAAGCAUGUGACGCAGCGUGCCAGGCUCUCCUACUUAAGAUGAGGGGCGGCGGCUUCCCGUGGCGGCGGCUCAUUCUCAUUGGCUUUGUCUUUGCGUUUGGGUUUGUGUUCUAUGACAUCCGGACGCACGAUUCGUUCCAAGCAUCCACCUCGGCUAAACUUCUGCACCAGUCGGGGCUCCUGUCGGUUUCCCAGCAAGCGUGGAGCAGGGUUUCCAACUACUCCCUGCAGGGGCAAAGCUGGUUAGAGCGGAACGUACCCCAGUAUUACUCACAGGCAGUGGAGGUUUUGGGGCCCCCCAUUAUUCCAUGCCCGGUGCUGAACUCACCCCCCCUUUCUGUUGCCCCCAGCUGGUUAGAGCGGAACGUACCCCAGUAUUACUCACAGGCAGUGGAGGUUUUGGGGCCCCCCAUUAUUCCAUGCCCGGUGCUGAACUCACCCCCCCUUUCUGUUGCCCCCAGCUGGUUAGAGCGGAACGUACCCCAGUAUUACUCACAGGCAGUGGAGGUUUUGGGGCCCCCCAUUAUUCCAUGCCCGGUGCUGAACUCGCCCCCCCUUUCUGUUGCCCCCAGCUGGUUAGAGCGGAACGUACCCCAGUAUUACUCACAGGCAGUGGAGGUUUUGGGGCCCGCCCUGGAGCAGAUGUGGGCAAAGACCCAGGAAGCCUCCGCCUAUGCCUGUGAGAAAGGCUCCGCCCUCAUAGCCUACGCCCAGGACAACUUACCGAGGCUGCUGGAGUGGCUCCACUCCAGCCUCCCCGACUCCGUCUUUCACUUCAUCGAGUACCUGAGGGAACUGCUGCUCCACUUGCACCGCACUUACCUCUUACCCGCCGCCACUUACACAGAGGCCGCCGUACAGAGUGCCUGGGAGCGGUAUGUGCAGUCCUGCAACGGGAAGGUGACGUGGGACUGCGUCAGGGGCCAAGUCGGCAACCUCAGCCGCUCCUCUUGGACUUACCUGCAGAACGCCACCCUGACUGUGACCAACUGGGCCCUGUCCAUCAUUUCCCAGCAUUAGAGACUCCUCUGCCUCAGAACCUUCUCCCGCCCAAAGCUCUGGACUCUGAUGGCGCCGCGCUGACACCCCCUAAGGGGGCAAAUCCAUCCGCCCGGCCCAGCGGGGGGCACAAACCUCCCUGCAUUUUGUUUGGAUCCCAAAGCUGAAUGUGGAAAUGACUGCGUUGGGCCCCGGGCUGGGGCAGAACCGAUUGGCUGCGCCGCUGGCGGGGGGGAGGGGCACGGCGCUACCAGACUCUCUGUGAUUCCGACUACAGAUAAUUUGUACUGCGCUUAUUUCCCAGUCCUAUUUAACCUGUGUAUCAGUUCCGUGAGAUCCUGUGGCUCCGCCUGCUUCUGCCAUCGGCCCCGCCUCCCUGGGUUCCACGCCUUUUUAACCAAAUAAAGACAUUUCUGUUUCUUGGGGACAAUGACCAAUUCAUAGAGUCCUGUCUGCACUCCCCUCGCUCUGCACAUACAUGGGGGGGGCGCUUAUUGGCCCCAGAUAAAGGGGAAAUUGUCAUUGUGAACAAAUCUGCGUAGGGUCUAUAAUAAAUCCGUUUCACAAAUA
Molecule: messenger RNA, 3086 nt
Organism: Xenopus tropicalis (tropical clawed frog)
Lineage: Eukaryota; Metazoa; Chordata; Amphibia; Anura; Pipidae
Gene: tmem214
Product: transmembrane protein 214
Exons: 18
Coding region: 156-2537 (793 amino acids)
Cellular component (GO): endoplasmic reticulum membrane
Source: RefSeq, a predicted model, not a curated record